CACGUUUUUCAAUCAAUUUCUUUAGUUUAAUUGGGUUAGGUCCACUUACACAUGAUUUGAGGCAAUUUUUAGAUUCUACAGUAUCCACUAAAAAAGAAGAAAAAAUAUGAUAAAAGCAGAAUGUCUCGCCGGCGUUAUCCAAAGACCGAUGCUGAUUUUACUGAUAGUAAAAAGGAAAAACAAAAGGCUGUCAAAAAAGUCGAUAGUAAUACUCCAACAAUUGCAAUUGCUCCGUCUGAUUACGAACAUCUCUACGCUGCUGAGGAUCAAAAAAAUGAAAGUCGAGGUAAAAAUGUUCAACAAAAUGUGGUUAAGAGAUAUGAUAGCAAUACUCCAACAGUUGCUAUUGCUCCAUCGGACUAUGAGCAUCUCUACACUACUGCUGAUGAUAGGAAAACAAUUGACAGCACAAGAAAAUAUACUCAACAAAGUGAGGUUAAAAGGGUGAAAAGUAACACACCAACAAUUGCAAUUGCCCCAUCUGAUUACGAACAUCUCUACACGACUGAUGAUAGAAAAAAUGAAAGUCGAGGUAAAAAUGUUCAACAAAAUGUGGUUAAGAGAUAUGAUAGCAAUACUCCAACAGUUGCUAUUGCUCCAUCGGACUAUGAGCAUCUCUACACUACUGCUGAUGAUCGGAAAACAAUUGACAGCACAAGAAAAUACACUCAACAAAGUGAGGUCAAAAGGAUGAAAAGUAUCACUACAAUAAAUACUGAUGACCGUGAAAGCCGUUCAAGUCGGGGUAAAAAUGUUCAGCAAAGUGGUGUUAAGAGAUAUGAUAGCAAUACGCCAACAAUAGCAAUCGCUCCAUCUGACUAUGAGCAUCUCUACACUACCGAUCGAAAAAUGAAUGAAAGCACACGAAAGAAUACAGAACAAAGUGAGGUUAAAAGGGUAGACAGUUAUGCUCCAAUUAAUACGGCUGAUGAUCGUGAUAACCGUGAAAGUCGGGAUAAAAGGAUUCAGCAAAAUGUGGUUAAGAGAUAUGAUAGCAAUACUCCGACGGUUGCAAUUGCUCCAUCGGACUACGAGCAUCUCUACACUACUGCUGAUGAUCGACCAACGAAAGAUGUCUCAAGAAAAAAUAUAGAACAAAGUGAGGUUAAAAGGGGAAAAAGUACUACACCAACUAUUGCAAUUGCCCCAUCUGACUAUAAGCAUAUCUACGCUGCUGAUGAUAAAAAGAACCGUGAAAGUCGAAGUAGAAGUACUCAACAAAAUGUUGUUAAGAGAUAUGAUAGCAAUACUCCGACAGUUGCUAUUGCUCCAUCGGACUAUCAGCACCUCUACGCUGCUGAAGAUCAGAAAAUGAAUGAGAGCUCAAGAAAAAAUACUCAACAGAAGGGUGUUAAAAAAGUCGAUAGUAAUACGCCAACAAUAGCAAUUGCUCCUUCUGAUUACGAACAUCUUUACGCUGCUGAUGAUAAAAAAACUCCUGAAAAUAGAAGUAAAAAUGUUCAACAAAAAGGUGUUAAAAAAGUCGAUAGUAAUACGCCAACAAUAGCAAUUGCCCCAUCUGAUUACGAACAUCUCUAUACGACUGAUGAUAAGAACCGUGCAAGCCGAGGUAAAAAUGUGCAACAAAAUGUGGUUAAGAAAGUUGAUAGCAAUACUCCGACAGUUGCUAUUGCUCCAUCGGACUAUCAACAUCUUUACGCAGCGGAUGAUCGGAAAAAAACUGACAGCCCAAGAAAAUACACUCAACAAACUGAGGUUAAAAAGAUGAAAAGUAAUACGCCAACAAUAGCAAUUGCCCCUUCUGAUUACGAGCAUAUUUACGCUGCCAAAGAUCAAAAGACACCUCAAAUUAAUAUUGAAACUCCUCCAAAACUCGUACAACCAAAUGUAGCUGAAACCCAACAAUCAAGGCAUGGAAUCUCAGAAGAAAUAAUUGAUUUCGUCAAUGCAUUUAUUCAGCGUCAACCUCGUAAAUAUUAUAUCAAACGCAAAACAUUCGACAAUAAACCUUGAUUUCAAACUUA
Tetranychus urticae (two-spotted spider mite) is the source of this 1985-nucleotide messenger RNA. RefSeq lists its product as uncharacterized. NCBI's taxonomy places the organism in Eukaryota, Metazoa, Arthropoda, Arachnida, Trombidiformes, Tetranychidae. The record is from RefSeq and is a predicted model, not a curated record.